GGGGGAGCAAUAGAGAGAGAGUGAGGAGAGAGGGAAAGAGGGAGGAGAGAUAAGCUCAUACCACUAACACAGAGCCAAACAGAGUAGACAGGCUUAAAACAUACAGAGACCGAGAGCGAGAGCCAGAGGAAGAGAGAGAGAGAGAGAGAAAAGGGAGUAGAAAGAAAGAAUCCAGUCACCUGAAGUGUAAAAAGGAAAGAGUUACAGGGGCAAAGAGGGGAAGGCAGCUAUUCAAACUCUGUGAGUGAAGCAGAGUCAGAGUCCAGGGGUCUGGAGAAGUGGAGAAGUUGGAAUCCACACUCUGGCUUGCGGAGGAAUCUCGAUCAGGGAAGGCAAACCUGCCGACCGCGGGAAGACACAGGCAUGGAUCCACUUUCAUCAUCCGAAGUUGGGGAAGAGACAAAGGAGAGGAAAAAGAUCCAUUUCUCAGUCCCGACCACCGUGCCCACUCAGCUAGACCCACGGCAAGUGGAGAUGAUCCGUCGCCGGAGGCCCACUCCUGCCACGCUCUUCAGAGUUUCAGACAAUCCAUCCCCUGAGGAGGAAACUGCUACUCACCAGUGGGUUGUGGGGGAGAAUGGAAUCCUCAAGCCGAAGCGUGUCAACCCGAGUGCGUACCAGCCUCCAUCGCUGAAAGCCGUGCAGCGGAUGGCUCAGGCUCACAUGCAGCCUCUGGGCGCCUGCCCCACCCUGGAGGACCGCCCCGAGGGGGUGGAGAGCGAGGACUGCCCGUCCUCUGGAGAGGACAGUGAGGAGAGCGAGGAGAGUGAGGAGAGCGAGGAGAGCUCCUCCUCCAGUGCUGAUUCUCAGGCGGAGAUGGGCACUGUGGACAGCCAUACGGAGCGUCUGCCGAGGUCGGAGGCCGCCAGCCUGGGCCGGCCAGCUUUCCAGCGGAAUCAGAGGGACGCGGAGAGGGACGAAGAUGACGAAGACGAGGAGGAGGAUGACGAUGACGACGAUGACGACGAAGGAGAGGGGCGGAGCAGAUGGGAGUGACUGACAGGGGGAGGGCGAUAGGAGCAGGAGAGGGGAACAUGUGUCUUAUAUAGAAGAGGAGAAAAGUAAUUAAGACAGCAUGGUAAGCUCACAGAGGGAACAGAACAUUUGUGUGUGAGCUGUGCGUGUGUGCGUGAGAGAGAGAGAGAGAGAGAGAGAGAAAGAGAGAGAGAGACAGAGAGAGAGAGAGAAUGAAUAUCAGUGUGUGUUAAGCAUAGCUAUAUGAGCAGGUGUGGAAGGUUCCAGUCAGUAAUAGAAAACUGCAGAUAGAACUGUUCCCCUUCUGUCAGUUUGUAGCUUAUGAGUUUGAAGAAUGUGCUCCUGAGGUCAGGUGGAGGGGUCAGACUUACUUUUCUCUGAAACACUAUUAUUUUCUCUCAUUCUACAGUAUAAUUGAAUGCCUCUGCAUUGAUUCAGACAAGUGACCCUUUGUAACAGGUAGUCCAUUAGCAGAUGGGAUACUAGCAAUUAACAUUUUUAACACACUACAUAUUAUAUAUAAAAGUAAUAAUUAUAUUCACACAAACAAGCCCACACAUGCAGAAACAUUUCUCUACACGCAGACACACACCCAAGCCUACACACACACACACACACACACACACACACACACACACACACGCUAUGUACAGACAUUAGUUGUUUUGCCUCUGUGUUUCAGAUGUGAACUUUAAUUACAUCACACCCAAAACCCUAAGGCCAUAUUAAAGAUUCAUUUCCAAAUGACCCCCUUCUUCAUCUCAUUUUACUAAAGGUUCAGUUAUUUCAAAUAUAGGUUGUGUAUGAUAAAUAAAAUGAACUAUAUUUGUUAUUUGUUAUAUAAAACUAUAUUUACUAUGUAUUGUUAUUUCAAAAUUCACUUAUGGAAUUUUGAUAUGGAAUUUAAGGCUGACAGUUGCUCCACUAAACCAUUCUUAUCUAUUACUUCCAGUGAUUAGUGGACAGUCCAUUGACUGGUCUAUAACUAUGUGUCAGCUGCAAUGACUGAAUGACCUGGUUUCUGUAAAUGCCCCAGAUUACUUGUUAUAUGCUCUAGAUUGUGUCAUUGAGUGGUUGCUACCCAGAACUGCGCAGGAUACCUCAAGUGGAUUAGAUAAGAGCCAGAAUGAGAGACUUUUCACAUCGCAAUGCUGACCCAGACUUUGAUGUACUCACACUACAUAUGUGCCCUGCAUAGUGUGUGUCUGCAUGUGUGUGUAUGUGUAUGCAUGCCUGUGUAUCUUUGUGUGUGUGUAUGCGUGCCUGUGUAUGUGUGUGUAUAUAUGUGUGUGUGUGUCUGUGCGUGUGUGUGCGUGUUUGUGUGCAUGUGUGUGUGUGCAUUUGUCUGUGUGUGUAUGUGUGUGUGAGCACGCGUGCAUGUGUAUGUAUGUGUGUUUGUGUAUGUGUGCGUUUGUGUGCCUGUGUAUGUGUACGUGUGUGUGUGUGCAUGUGUGUGUGUGCGUGUGUGUGCGCGCGUGCGUGUGUUGGUGUAUGUGUGUGUUUGUGUGUGUGUGUGUGUGUGUGGUUCCUGACAGCCAGAUCACAGGGACAGGUUGGUGGAGGCAUCUGGAACAGCCAUGGGAGGGGGGGGGGGGCUGUUCCUUCUCCUCCCCCCGGUGUCUCUAAUGAGUUCCUUGCACUCAUUACUCUUGCUUUAAUUAGAUAGGCUCCUCUCGUCUCUGACCGAGAAGGAGUUGGUCCUAGUUUACCUUUACCAAAUGCUGGUCACAGCAAAGGGACGAAACAAUUGGAGGCGUCGUAAGCCAUCAUAGCUUUAGCUUCCUUCAUUCCUCUCUGAACUGUUCAACAAAAUAAAGAGCCAAACCAGAGCUUUGUACAUCCUGAGAAUAACUACAAGCAUGCUUUUUGCCUCUCCAAUCUUCCAAUCAUCUCUUUUACAAGAUCCUGAUAAGAUAAAAAACACAACUAAGUCAGUAAUCCAUUAGAGUCAAAUACUUGGGGUGAGAGAGAGAGAGAGAGAGAGAGAGAGAGAGAGAGAGAGAGAGAGAGAGAGAGAGAGAGAGAGAGAGAGAGCCCUGUUGAUGGAAAACGGUACAUGCUAUGCAGAGGUAGGUGAUGAGCCCUGGAAAUGGAGGGGUGAGAAUAUUUCCCUAUGGCUUUUAAUUAAUAAUAAAUUAAUAUUAAAACAAGUCCUAAGGUUCUUACUGUUAUUGGUUAUAUAUCUAGCUUUGCUUCAGAGAAACGUGUUCAGGUCAGAGAUUGUACAUUUUAAGACGGUCCAUUUUGUACCAUUAUCAGGAUACCACACCAGACCUAAGGUCAGUAACUGAAUGUUAUAAUAUAGCAAUUUUUCGUGUCAAAAUUGCAGUUUGCUGUAAUCAUGCUCAAUAUGCUGUAGUGAUUACUGUCAUUGAUUACAGUUGUAUUGACAUGUAAUAAACCUGAACCUUGAAACUCCUA
This is a messenger RNA of Conger conger (European conger), 3396 nucleotides long. Its product is annotated as protein phosphatase 1 regulatory subunit 1B-like. Bases 364 to 996 code for a protein of 210 amino acids. The transcript has 5 exons. Lineage: Eukaryota; Metazoa; Chordata; Actinopteri; Anguilliformes; Congridae. Gene Ontology annotation, cellular component: cytoplasm. The record is from RefSeq and is a predicted model, not a curated record. Gene Ontology annotation, molecular function: protein phosphatase inhibitor activity. Gene Ontology annotation, biological process: intracellular signal transduction.